Molecule: messenger RNA, 4206 nt
Organism: Durusdinium trenchii
Lineage: Eukaryota; Dinophyceae; Suessiales; Symbiodiniaceae
Source: the annotation of a GenBank genome assembly
AUGGCGGUUUACACAGAAGAGGAGGCGGUAGCGAAGAGGGGUGUGUGGAAAGGCGAAAUCGCAGGAGCGGAAAAUGCGAAGACCUAUACCGUGACCUUGCACCCCAGCGACUAUGCGAUGUUCGCCCUUUUGGGCGCCGCUGGUGGAUUAGUUGGUGCGCUCUUCAAUGCGCUGAAUAUUCGGUGGUGUGCCUUCAAGGCCAAAGCGUCCUUCCGCAAGUGGGUCGGCCCUGUACAGGAGGCCUCCUUCUUAGCCUUUCUGACCUUGCUCUCCUCGUGGCCCUUGAGCUUGACGCGCUAUCUCAAUGCCCAGACCAUCCAUGCCCUCUUCGAUACCUGCAGCGACGAGCCGGGCGAAACGGUACGGAGCAGGCUGCAGGCGGAGUUUGGACUCUGCACGGAGGAUGGCUACAGCAAUUCCUCCGGCAAUGGGCUCUUGACGUCCUUGGGCUUUGCUGCGGCGAUCCGCUUUUGUCAGACGGUUCUGACGAUUGGCACCGCCUGUCCAGCGGGUCUCUUCGUGCCAUCGCUCUUCAUCGGCGCUUGCUUGGGGCGGUGCUUGGCGCUGGGCCUCAAGGCUUUGAACACUGGGACACGUUUGUUUCCCCACAAGAUCGAUCCUGGCGUCUACUCCAUGGUGGGAGCCGCCUCAGUCUUGGGCGGCGUCAGUCGGAUGACCAUCUCCCUGGUGGUCAUUAUGCUCGAGCUCACCGGAGGUUUAGACUACAUCGUGCCCUUCAUGAUCUCGGUCCUCCUCGCCAAGGCCGUGGGCGACUCCUUGAAUGAAGGCAUCUACGAUCUGCAGAUCGUGCUGAAAGGCUACCCCUUCUUGCAUGAGGAGUUGGAUGUGACCUUUACAGAGCGAUGCUGCGAUAUCAUGGAGACCGGCCUGGUGAAGCUAGACCUCAAUCUCCGCCCUCGAUUGCAGGACCUGCGGGUGAUGGUUCGCGCCUUCACCUUUCGUGGCUUCCCCAUCGUCGAUGGCGACUUCUUCGUGGGCUAUGUUCGCCGAUCACAGCUCGAAGAUGUUCUUGCGCGCAUGGAGCUGGUCAGAGGUCAAAACGAGGUCAUCUCCUUGGAUGACUUGCUUCCAGUGGUCGACACCACUGUGAUGCGCAUGGUGCCGAAUGCCCCCUUGACCCAGGCACAUCAAGUCUUCAAGCAGCUGGGAUGCCAGCGCAUUUUCUUGGUGGGCUCCAUGCCGGGCGGGCAGCAGGACGUCUUGCAGGGCAUCAUCACGAAGAAGAACUUUUUGAAGUUCUUGCAGGAUGGAACCGUGCUAUGCUUGGGAUUGAUUCAAUUUGUCAAGCUGGUAUUGGGGGUCUAUAGUUGCGCCAGUGCUUUGCGCUUCUCCUAUGAGGGGCCUCAGCAGGAGAGCACGGCGUCGCACAUCCGUUUGGGCGAGCUCUUCUCUGUGCUCGACGCGGCCGCCGAAGCCGGCGGAGAGCAGAGGAGCGGAUGCGGAGGCGGCAUCAGGCUCACCAGCGGCACGAGGCCAAUGGCUCGCCGCUCUCGGUCGGCACCGGCCAGCCCGGACCGUGAGCAACGGCCCGUGUUGGACCCGCGCGGAGCGGAGCAUGGCGCGAACGAAAGAGCGGAGACGGAGCGGAGACCCCGAGACGAGGUCAACGGUGUCCCCGGCGUCGCUUCGGCGGAGAGGGUUCCUGUCCGAACCGCGACCAUUGACAAGCCGGAUGAGAAGCCAGACAUUCCGAAGGUCAGUACCAGGAGCAACCCAAGCGUCACCGAUGCCUUGCCAGAGUAUUGGUAUCACAACAAGACUCCGGCGAGCGUCGUAUUUGAUGAGAUGUAUUACACGCAAGACAAGGAUGAAAAGGCGCAUGCGGCCUUCGAUGAGAUGUUCAAGGCAUCUUAUGUGGCCAGCGCCACACGGGACCGGCCCUGUCCGUCGAGCUCUUGCGCCAAGACACCCGGAGGGUGUCCUUGUGUGCAGCCCGGCGCCGACCCGGGACUUCCCGUGGCCUACCGCACGCGCCGCGUGAUCCGAGUGGAGGCCGCUGACAUGUGGCGAAGCUACGUGGCCAAACGCGCCCGAAUCCGCCAGAACCGUUCAUCAGAAGGCAUCGAUCUCUUUGACCCCGAGCCCAAGACGCAGGAGACGGUGAUGAAGAAUCAAGGCAUGUUUGCCGCGCUGGACACCUCCGUGAACGAAUGCUAUGCGUUCCACGGAACCUUCGUCCGCUAUGCGCUCUCCAUUGCCGAGAACGAUUUCAACAUCGACUUGGCGGGCUCGAGUACCGGGACCCUGUAUGGACGUGGCGCCUACCUGGGCGAAUCCAUCACCAAGGCGGAUGAGUAUGCCAAAGAUGAACCAGGUGGCUAUUACGAGGGUGUCUUUGCAGUUCUGGUGUGCCGUGUGACCAUGGGCAAGAUGAACGUCACCAAGAAUGACCCCGCCGCUGGAGACAAAGUGAAGAAUGGGGAGUUCGAUAGUACCUGCGGCAAUCGCCUUUUCCGGGAGCUGGUGAUUUACUACUCCGACCAGUGUUACCCAGAGUACCUGGUGCUCUACCAACGGAUCUUGCAGUCAGAUGUGGAAGAAGAGAUCAAUCGGGUCUUGCGUCGGAAGUUCUUCAUGCAAGUGCCCCUGCACUGGAAGAAUGUGGCGACCGACUUGACCAAGACCAAAUUCCGCGAAAACCACGAGUUGGAAGGCGGUGGGCCCGGCAUCCAGCACAUGCAAUGCUUGGUGAAUCAAGCACGCAUUGAGCCGAAGCGUACCCUCCAGCGCUGCAUGCGUUUGGAGGAUGCUGAACUGUGGCAGCGCUUUGUAGACUUCAAGCAUGAACUCCAGGAGCGUUUGGGCGAGGAUGGCGCCGUCUCCAAUGAGCGCGGCAACCCCUUGCGCAUCGACGCCGUGGAGAAGGACUUGAGGGCUUUGAUGAAGCGACCGUGCAAGUUUUUCAAGGCUGGGAAUUGCAAGCGCGCGGACAAAUGCAAGUUUUCGCACAACGAGUUCGCUGCGGCGCUUGACGAUAUGGGCCUGGCCGCUGGCCGGCGCCUGCCAGUUGAUGAGAUGGACCGCAAACUUCAUGAAGGCUUUCUAUGGCUGGCAUGCUCAACAGGUGAUGAAGCUGAGGAGAUCAGCGAGGGCAGCAGCAAGAGUCGGCCCUUUUAUGAGGAGAGCCCCUUCUUUGAGAGCUUGGAUGCAGCCCUCAAAGAGGUCAAGUCACAGGAGGGCACGAAAUAUGCUGUCCUUUGUCGUGUGCUUUGUGGUGUGCCCGGCGACAACCCAGAGGAUGCCGACGACAAGGAUUGCAUCAUCUUGCAGGUGGAUGACAAGAAUCGGCGCAAGGUGCUCAUCAAGGACUCCCGUGCCGUGUACCCGGAGUACUUCCUGGAGCUCUACUCCCCCGACGACACCGACGCGGCGGCGCCCGACAGCAACGAAGCGCCGGUGGACGACCCGGUCGAGGUCCCGGUGGCCGAGCGGGCGGCCUCGGCCGCGGAGCCGAAGCAGACGAACGAGGUCGAGCAUGAAGAAGAUCCUGUCGAACGGCCGGGUGAGGAAGAAGACCCUGCUGCGUGGUCAGGUGAGGAAGAAGAUCCAAAAGACUGGACAGAGGAGGAAGACAAAGAGGCUGUCAGAGGCGCUGAGCAGUUUUGGUACCUCAGCAUUAAUGCAGACGACAUGGUGUUUGGCGCUUGCAUGGGCAAUUUCGAGGAUGCCAAGCAGGUGUGCGAGGAUGAUGAAGAUGGCGAUUUCGCAAUCAUCGUGGACCAGAACUUCACGAUUUUGAAGCGCUAUAGAGGCUUCGGGGAAUGUGAGGGGCAGCCACCCGACGUCCUUGAGGUUGCAGGAAACCAUUGGCCUGCCUUGACCAUGCCAGAGGAGAUCCAGCUGAAGCUGGUUUUCGCCAAUGACCACAACUCGGCGAAUAUCAGUGUGGCAAACAACACCAGCGUCAAGGAGGUGAAGCGAUUGAUCGUGCAACGGCACUGGCCCGAAAGCCCCAACCUCAUCCCAGCAGAGCAAGUCGAGAGGAUACGGCUUUUCGCAGCAGGCAAAGAGCUCGGGGGCAAAGGCUCAGAGGACUCAAAGACUUUGAAAGAUGCCAACAUUCUGCUGAGCAAAAAUGGCCCCACGCCUGUUCACGUGAUGGCCGUGGAGGGGGGCCCAGCGGUGGAGAGUGCUGAGAAGAGUGCUGCGAAGGCCAAUUCACAGUGCUUUUGCACACUGCUGUGA